CCGGCCGGUUCUGCUCUCAAAGUCAAUUUACUCGUUCAGUAUAGCAGAUCGCUUGUUUUGCGAAAAAUUAAUACAAUUAGCUGAGUUUAUUCCGAUUCUUAAUCAAGUUUAAAUAUGCCACUAAAUAUUAAGAAAGUUCUUGUCUGCGAUGCUGUGGACAAAUCAUGCGUGGAGCUGCUGGAACAGCAUGGGAUUAAUGUUACCUACAAGCUGAAGCUCCCCGUGGAGGAGCUCUGCAAGGAGGUGAAGAACUUUGAUGCCGCCAUUGUUCGCUCGGAUACAAAAAUAACCGCGGAAGUUCUGGCCGCCGGAUCUGGAAGCCUGAAGGUUGUGGGACGAGCUGGUGCUGGUGUUGACAACAUUGAUGUUCCUGCAGCCACCUCCCAGAAUGUCGUUGUCCUUAACACUCCGGGAGGCAAUUCUAUUUCGGCCUGUGAGCUGACGUGCAUCCUAAUUGGCUCCCUGGCCCGUCCCGUCGUACCCGCUGGCCAGAGCAUGAAGGAGGGUCGAUGGGACAGGAAACUCUAUGCCGGCACCGAGCUCUAUGGAAAAACCCUGGCCGUUCUUGGACUGGGACGCAUUGGUCGCGAGGUUGGCAUUCGCAUGAAGACCUGGGGAAUGAGGAUUAUCGGAUUUGAUCCCAUUACCACGGAGGCGGAGGCCAAGGCGGCUGGCAUUGAGAAAAUGACGCUGGAGGAGAUCUGGCCCCUGGCGGAUUACAUAACCGUGCAUACGCCGUUGAUCCCGGCCACAAGAAAUCUCAUAUCCUCGGAGUCCUUGGCCAAGUGCAAGCAGGGCGUCAAGGUGGUUAACGUGGCCCGUGGCGGUAUCGUUGAUGAGCAGGCUGUUCUCGAUGGCCUCGAGAGUGGAAAAGUGGGUGGCGCCGCCUUCGAUGUUUAUCCCGAAGAGCCGCCCAAGUCUGCGGUCACCAAAGCCCUUAUCAGCCACCCAAAGGUGGUGGCUACGCCCCACUUGGGUGCCAGCACCGCUGAGGCUCAGGUCCGUGUUGCCGUCGAGGUUGCCGAGCAGUUCAUUGCCCUCAAUGGAACCUCGCCGAAGUACACCACCUACGCGGGCGUCAUCAACAAGGAGGCUCUGGCCCAUUAUAAGUAAAGGAUUUCGAAUUUAAAAACUCUUAGCACAUUUACCAGAUCCUUAAGUGGCACCCAAGAGGUCAGCAUUUAUGUAUAGACUUACAAAUAUCAUUGUAAUUACAUAUGCGAGAGAUAAAAUAGCACUGAAAAGUUAUUAAACUAUGAAAAGUUUGUUAAAAUGUG
Drosophila serrata is the source of this 1277-nucleotide messenger RNA. Its product is annotated as D-3-phosphoglycerate dehydrogenase. NCBI's taxonomy places the organism in Eukaryota, Metazoa, Arthropoda, Insecta, Diptera, Drosophilidae. The record is from RefSeq and is a predicted model, not a curated record. Gene Ontology annotation, molecular function: phosphoglycerate dehydrogenase activity; NAD binding.